This is a messenger RNA of Sphaeroforma arctica JP610, 878 nucleotides long. RefSeq lists its product as hypothetical. Bases 161 to 757 code for a protein of 198 amino acids. The record is from RefSeq and is a predicted model, not a curated record. The transcript has 2 exons. NCBI's taxonomy places the organism in Eukaryota, Ichthyosporea, Ichthyophonida.
GUGAAUAUACUAACAUAGUACUUAGUAAAUCUACAAAAGAACAAUACAGCUAUCACUAGGAGAAAAAUACGGCUAUCAAUUGGAGAUCCAACCAGGUGUCAGUAGGCGAACAAUAUAGCUAUCAGUCGCAUAUCUAUACAGGUAAUAUCAUCGUAUUAAUAUGGUUGACGAGCCCAGGAAGCAUAGACAUUUGAGAGAUAGAUUACAUAGGAGGAAGGAUAAAGGACAGAUAUCUCCCAUACCCAUCAUUGAUACAAGUCAAGAUGGGAGUUUCUUCUCCAGCGUACCAAGCUUCAAAUCAAUUGAUAGCUUUCGACGUCAAAGUUCAUCUUCUCCACCGCCAAUCCCCGUUGCGAAGUCGUUCAAUGACAGCCGAUGGCAUCGCUCCAUGCUGUUCUUGCGCGCUGCCAAACGCGAAGAGCACAGACUGGCCAAGAUAGCGGUCAACAAGAACGGCAGCAGCAGAUGGGACGCUAAAGGGCAUAUGAAGGAAGACGCCAAGAAGCACACCGUGUUCGUUCGGUCGCAUGACGAGCUGUUUGCGCUGCGGCGGCAGGACUCGAAACUGAUGGAUAGACUACCCAGUUGGGAUGAAACACCACCGGACACCGGGGCACAGGACGACUCACAGAUGCUCAGGCAAGGCCACGAAACCACCGCCCAACUGGCAGGUGACUAUGACUUUGAUUUCCUACCCCCGAUACCUGCAGCCGUUUCUGCCAAAGAGAAAGCGACGCAAAAAAAGUCGAUUUCGUAACGGCAACAGUGUGCAUGUUUGAGAAACAACAUCCCAAUCCAACAUUAGUAAUAGCAUCCAUGGUGCAAUGUCUGCCCAUAAUGACCAAAUAAAAUCAAGUAACCCACCCGGUAACAUCCAC